Messenger RNA from Drosophila eugracilis, 696 nucleotides. RefSeq names its product U3 small nucleolar ribonucleoprotein protein IMP3. The transcript has 3 exons. Gene Ontology annotation, biological process: rRNA processing. Bases 71 to 616 code for a protein of 181 amino acids. Gene Ontology annotation, molecular function: structural constituent of ribosome; rRNA binding; snoRNA binding. Gene Ontology annotation, cellular component: small-subunit processome; Mpp10 complex; small ribosomal subunit. NCBI's taxonomy places the organism in Eukaryota, Metazoa, Arthropoda, Insecta, Diptera, Drosophilidae. The record is from RefSeq and is a predicted model, not a curated record.
CCCUUGAUUGGUCACACUGCGCGCCCAUGUGCGAUAUUGUCAACAAAAGUAAUUUUAUAAAUAAAUAAAAAUGGUUCGUAAACUCAAAUUUCAUGAGCAAAAACUGCUCAAAAAGGUGGACUUUAUCACCUGGAAGGUGGACAAUAGCGGCAAGGAGAACAAGAUCCUCAGGCGCUUUCAUAUACAAAAGAGAGAGGAUUACACGAAGUACAACAAACUAUCUAGGGAGAUAAGGGAACUUGCAGAGAAGAUAGCCAAAUUAGACGCUUCAGAGCCUUUCAAAGUGGAAGCCACAACCAUGUUGCUAAAUAAGUUGCACGCCAUGGGAGUUUCCAAUGAUCAGCUAACCUUAGAGAGGGCGGCCAAGAUAUCAGCCAGUCACUUUUGCCGGCGUCGCCUGCCAGUGAUCAUGGUGAAACUGCGCAUGUCGGAACACCUGAAAGCUGCCACAGACCUUAUUGAACAUGGUCAUGUUCGUGUGGGUCCUGAAAUGGUCAAGGAUCCCGCCUUUCUGGUGUCUAGAAACCUCGAGGAUUUCGUCACUUGGGUAGAUGGGUCUAAGAUCAAGGAGCAUGUACUGCGCUACAAUGAUUUGCGUGAUGAUUUCCAAAUGUAGACAUUAAAUUUAAGAUCCCAAACAAACGUAGACUAAAAUUUGUAGCAGACAAUAAAAACAACUGAAACUUUGUUAAAUAA